This is a messenger RNA of Mya arenaria, 3196 nucleotides long. RefSeq names its product cell division control protein 42 homolog. Gene Ontology annotation, molecular function: GTP binding; GTPase activity. The transcript is spliced from 3 exons. The record is from RefSeq and is a predicted model, not a curated record. Bases 235 to 1002 code for a protein of 255 amino acids. NCBI's taxonomy places the organism in Eukaryota, Metazoa, Mollusca, Bivalvia, Myida, Myidae. Gene Ontology annotation, biological process: small GTPase-mediated signal transduction.
GUUAACAGCUGAAAGAGUAUAUUAGUCCAUGAGAGAACUUUAUAAACUGUGUUCAGUAUUUGUGUUUAUAUUAAUCUUAUUGUAUAACUGAAUCGGAUAUUUUACCAGAAAUGAAUAUACAACAAAAGUUGGCAGUGUAAAGGAUUUCUUCAAUAUCACACAAUAUAAUUAUAUAAAUAACGUCGACGUAAACCACUGUGCUCAUUUACUUGUAUUUAGGAUUGAUUGUUCACGAUGCCACCUCAAUCAAUGAUGGACCAUAACUUCAACAUCCCGUCGUCAGAGCCACCAUCCCCGCUGCCGGAAACACGCAUCAAGUGUGUACUCGUCGGGGAUGGCGCCGUCGGGAAGACGAGUCUCAUAGUCAGCUACACCAUCAACGACUACCCGACAGAGUACAUGCCGACGGCAUUCGAUAACUAUUCAGUGGUCGUGACGGUGGACAACAAGCCCAUCCGGCUGCAGCUCUGCGACACGGCCGGCCAGGACGACUUCGACUCCUUACGGCCCCUGUGCUACCCCGAGACGAACGUGUUCAUGCUGUGCUUCAGCGUGAUGUGCCCAACAUCCUACCAAAACGUGGUAGACAAGUGGGUACCGGAAGUGCGGAAGCACUCCCCGGACGCGCCAAUCAUCCUCGUCGGCACACAGUGCGACCUCCGGAAUGACGUCAAAGUACUUAUAGAGCUCGCGCACUACAACGAGAAACCAAUCACCGAGGAGACAGCCAAACAGCUCGCUGAGCGCAUCGGCGCAAUAGACUAUGUUGAGUGCUCCGCGCUCACGCAGAAAAACCUUAAGGAGGUGUUCGAUUCAGCAAUUCUCUCCUCUCUUGACAUUUUCAAAAAGCCAAAACCCAUUAAGAGGAGAAUAAGUUUUAGGCGGUCAAGAAAAGAUAAGAAACGGACAGAAAAGAAACCCCAGCCUGUGAUUCCGAUGCGUCCUCUGUCAGACUGCAGUGUUAAAAAGGUGGGCUGGAAACGCUUCUGUUGUUUUGUAUGAUUGUGACUCUGUCCGUGCGGCAGAUCACUGGUCACUGUCACUCGCGAUACAUUUGCGCGGUGACCACAGACGCUUGAAAAUAGAGGUCAUUUCAGCCCAAUAGAUGAGUGGUGGCCUUCAUGUGAUAGUGACGUGAUACGUGACAGUGUUUCAUACCGGGAAAGGCAAUAUUACUUAAACAAGUUCAUUAACAUGUGAAAGUUGAUCAUGGUUUGAUGCUUACAAUAAUUGUUAUAUUUUCUAUUUUCAUGUACAUAUGUAAUUUAUUACAAAGUCUUUCAUAUGAUCAAAGAUCAAAUGUUGUAAGGUGAAAAAGAGUGAGAGAUAUGUGAGAUAGGCCAUGCGUAUGUGUGCAUGUGUGUUAGUGUGUUAGUUCCGCUUCCACAGGCCCGGUCUGGCCGUUAGGCGGCCGCGGACGCCUGCUACAUUGUCGUGCAUGUUUUGUUUGUUAGUCACACCAUUCCAUUCCAUAACUUCCGCUUGGCAAGGAACACAUUAGACUACUCGUUUUUGUUUAGUUUAAUGCUUUGUUUCUUUGUUAUCAAUUUGUUUCUACAGGUGCUUAUAUUGUAUGUUGUGAAUUUAGCAUAAUUUCAUAUCAACGAAUCUUUUUUGAAGACAAAUGCACCGUUUUCCAUGUUUUGUGCGCACUUAUGACCCCUUACUAUAACCCCUAAUAAGUUGACAACUAUACUUAUUGUAUAAGGGUGGUCGGGCUGACUAAAGACUCACGUCUUCUGGUGGUAGGGUUCUUGUAUUAACUCUGGUAACAGCACCAAGCCCCUGAUAUCCUAGGAAUAUUGGGCAGAUGUAACACUUGUAUAUCUUGUGUUUUGUUCUAACACCUCACCGUUCAACAAUGUCGAUGUCAAUAUCGACAAUGAUUCAGCACAGGAUAAGCACUAUCUAUAUGUAUGUGAUACUCUGGGAAGUUGGAAAGAGAAACACUGAUAAUUGGCAUUGAUUGUUUACGUAAACAACAAUCAUCAUUGUUUUGAAAGAAGGCUACCGUGCUAAUGUAAAUGUAAACCAUAGCGUGUACAUGUCCGACCAAGGUAUGCGGCUACAAGCUAUUGUGGGCAUAGUCAAUGUAUUAGUAAGCCAAAGUUGUUGACUAUAAUGGUCAUCAGUAAUAGAUGUAAACAAGAUAAUACGGACUAAAAUAGUCUUAAAAUACCAUUGUUUACAGAUAGAAUGGCAAGCAUUGUCGCCGGCUUGCGUGUUAGGUCCCUUAUACAAUAAUGUCUCUAUCAUUAACAUCUUGAUCUAGAAAGAAGUUGUAUCUUUAAAAAAAUCUUGGAGCUGGAAAGCUUAUGUGUGUCAUUUUAUAUUCCAUAUAAAACUCUAAACUGUGAGUCAAAUGUGUGCAAAACUUUAUUCAAUUGCAUGUAUAUAGCCUGUUGCUUCUGGCUGUAUAGAAAUAUACAAUGUAUAUGUUUGCUGUUUCGGCUGGCUUUGCUGAAUGAAUUUCAAAUAAUAUGUACAUAACAGCAUGCACUGCUGCUUAAAUGGUUUAAUGUCCUUACAUUUGACACCGUGACAUAGUUUAGGAGUCAAUGGCUGAUCUCCGAAAACACUGGUCGGUCUUCAUUGCAAGUUGAUUUAUCUGUUGAAAUAUGACAUUUACUAUAUUCUACGACAAAAUAAGACAUAAUUUAUUCCAUAGCUCGUUAGCUUAUUUGAUAAAAAGCAGGAUUGAAUAUAUUAACAAGCAUUAUAGCCUUCUUUCCUUUGAAAUCCAAGCCGUAGUUCAUAAAUGUGUACGGCGUUCGUCAAAUAUAUUUCGUGUUCAUUUGAUGGUAAGGAUUUUCAAAACAAUAUUAAUGCCAAUUUUAGUUUCCAUAUAAAUCUUAUACUUGAAAUAAAAUGUCAUCCAGGCGCAAACCACUUUGAUAAAGUUGCCAACCAGGCGCACAUCAUUCUGUACUGGGCAUUGUUAAAAUAGAAACCUUGCCGAUCAUUUCUGAGAAAUGUGUACAGAAUAAUUCGACACUGCAAUAAGUUGUAUUAAGAUGUUAUGUGCUAAAGUCAGUUCAAAGAUAUGUUCUGCAAUACUGAUGUUAUCUCUUUGUUAAUUGAAGAUCUAUAUUAUAUAUUUACUAUUUUCAUAGAAAUUGUUCCUCUUUGUCUGAAAUGCUUUGUUUUCUAUUCAGAAAAAAGUAAUUUAAAGCAAAAAAUAAAAUAACGAAACUUA